Sparassis crispa is the source of this 585-nucleotide messenger RNA. RefSeq lists its product as hypothetical. Lineage: Eukaryota; Fungi; Basidiomycota; Agaricomycetes; Polyporales; Sparassidaceae. The record is from RefSeq and is a predicted model, not a curated record. The transcript has 5 exons. Bases 1 to 585 code for a protein of 194 amino acids.
AUGUUUCCCUGCCGUCUUCUGUUCUCCCUGGUGUUCGGUUGGACUGCCUUGCGCAGAGUCGCAAGCAUGCCGUUGACCUCGUAUGCGGUUGAACUAGCUACUUGCUAUUCAGCGCAGGAUGUACAAGCUGUCGCAGACCAGUGUGCAGCCAUUUGUCAGCCGGUGCUAGAUGCGCAGGACUGCAACAGAAAUGCUGCCUGCACAUGUUCGACUGCACCCCCAUCGGCGGUGAACACCUGCAUACAAUGUCAUGUUGGCCUGGACAAAGAAGUUCAGCCUCGUGAAAUUGCUCUCCUUAUCCCAUCGCGAUUGAAUGCUUAUUCGCAACUUUGCGGACAAGCACCUGCAAAUCAUGGUUACCCCAUCGUCGAUGCGCUGCCUUCGGUGCAGAAUUCGACGUUAGAUCGCCGAGCGGUGGUGGACAUCCACUGCAUCUACGGUCUCCCUGAUGUGGCCGCAACCGGGAUCACCGUGCUUAUAGAAGGCCAACGGAAGGUGUGGCCACUCUACGCUGUUAUGUUCGUGGUGAUGUUUUACGCGAUUGAACGUUGGCGGAGAUCCUUCAAAUUGUCCUCUAGCAUAUAG